Molecule: messenger RNA, 5526 nt
Organism: Platichthys flesus (European flounder)
Lineage: Eukaryota; Metazoa; Chordata; Actinopteri; Pleuronectiformes; Pleuronectidae
Product: receptor-type tyrosine-protein phosphatase N2-like
Exons: 25
Coding region: 449-3595 (1048 amino acids)
Biological process (GO): protein dephosphorylation
Cellular component (GO): secretory granule
Molecular function (GO): protein tyrosine phosphatase activity
Source: RefSeq, a predicted model, not a curated record
CUCUGACUCGUCUUUGUGUUUCCAUCACCACGCUGGGACACCAGUUCAUCACUUUCCAGUCAAACCAGUCCACAGCACCUGAAGGUGACGCCAGAGCCGAAUCUGAGCUUCCUGAAUCCGUCAAGCUAGCGAAACGUCACCAUGUUGACGGAAGUAACCGUCACAACAAAAGCAUCAUUAAAGGUUAUUUCACAGGUAUUUUACUUCGAAGUCUUCACCGGAAGUGAGGUACCUUACAACAGGGUGAGUGACAGUGUGCAAGCAACAGCAGGAGGAAGAUCUGCAUCCUCCUCCUCCUCCUCCUCCUCCUCGUACAUCCAUCCAGCGACCGGCUCUCCUCCGCUGCUCCAGCCGCCGAGGGCCCACUGCGAACGGGAAGGAGGACAAACCAACACCCCCCUGGAACAAAUGGCCUUUUAACACCGGGGAGAAUAAAACCAGAAGAGACAUGAAUCCUUCUUCCUCCUCCUCCUCCUCCUGCUCCUCCAUCCUCCGCCUCCUGCUCCUCCUCGCCUCCCUGAGCCGCUCCUCCUCUGAGCGGAGACUCGGUUGCCUGUUUGAGAGCGAGCUGUGUUCACCGUAUGAGAUCUGUGUGAACGAUGGCAUGUUCGGGAAGUGCCACUCGGUUCCAGUGAGGGAGGUUUACACCUACGACGUCUCCACGUCCGUGGUGCAGCGCUUCAGGAUGCUGCUGGAGAAGCUGUCCAACAGAGGUCUGACCUGGCAGGACGACACCACCCAGCAGGUUCUGUCCAAGGAGCUGUCCAAGCUGAGGAGGAUCCCCUACAGGCCGCAGCAGAGCGCACCUGUCUACAAAAGCAACAUCAGGCCGGUAGCUGAGGCGAUGGACCCGGUGGACCAGAGGGUGAAGCCAGUGGAGGUGGAGCUCAGCAGAAACCUGCAGUCCUACCUUCAACGUCUCGGCCUCCUCCCCAAGACGCUGUCCUCUGCCAGCCUGAGCGGCCCCGGCAAGAGUGACCGCUUCCAGUCGGGCAUCCCUGCAGACGCUCAUCGCCCCAAGGCCCAGACCUCGGCUCAGAACUCCUCUCCCUCCAGCUUCUACUCACUUUCAUCUCGCCAACCCCUGGAGAAGCAGAGGCCUCUCGUGGACCAGCGCCUAGCCACGCAAUCGGAGGGCGAGCUUCUCCUGGGCGCCCUGAGACGGUAUCUCUCUGGACGCCUGUCACUGCACGGUGGUGGGGGGGGCCCAGAGGAGCCCGGGGCCCCCUCGUCUCGCCCGAGGCCCUCCUUCACCGGCGGAGUAGAAAACCCUGGGCUCAGGAAGGAGACAUCGAAUCCCAGGCUCCUGAAGACGGGGAGGACUCAAGGGGCUUCGGUCAAGGAGCCGCUCUCGCCCGUGGAUGAGAGGUUCAUUGAGAAAGUUUUGAAGAACGUUGGAAGGCAGCAUGUGGACGUGGACAACCUGUCGCUGCAUGACCUGGACCAGCUGUCCAGCCUGAUCGCUGACGCUCUGCAGGUGGUCGACAAGGACCAAGGACCAAGCAGGGGCCUGACGCAGGCUAGAACCAGACCAAGAGACCUGGAGGGAGAGCUGAGGAGUGAUGAGGAAGAAGAAAAAGAGGAGGAAGUGGCUGCCAGAGAUGAGGAAGAGGAGAAGCUGUUGGCAAAUGCUCCAACGCUGAAACCUCAGGGGAGCACUCCUAUAGUGCCGGCAGAGCUUCAAGAGCGCCACACGGAGCCCGAAGAGCAAAAUGUGAAGGACACGGCAGAAGACGGAAGCCUGCUCACCAAACUUCUGGCCUACUUGGACAAAACUUCCCUCAACGCCUCCCCGUCAGCAAAUAACUGGCAUGAUGUAGCCAUCGAGACACCCAGAGGCCAUCCGGUGGGGCUGGAAAACGUCCAGAGUCGGACCAGCCAGGUUGGGGUAGCGGUGCAGAAGAAGGACGCUGCUCAGUCUGUUGAGGAGGUGUCGGAGGUGCAGGGCUGGAUCAAGGAGGUGGCGCCCCCUCCUGCCGCGCUCGUGUACGAGGAGCCGCACAAGAAGACGAUGCAUGCUCCGGAACUUCAGCUGGACGUCAAAGACAGCAGGAAGAAGGCUGAGGAUGACGUCUUCGGUUACGUUAUCACCGACACAGAUGGGCUCCAGACGGACGAAGGCCUCCACCUGAUGGAGAUCCUGGCUCGCAGGGCCAGAAUCCAGAUGACUGACUUUGCCGAGCUCUCGGUGGUGGGCCCCGCUGUGACCUUCAGAGUGAGCCCGAACGCUCAGAACGUCAGCACCACAGAUGUGGCCAACGUGGCUGUUAAGCAGAAGGUGGAUUUGGAGAAGGAAGCCAAGCUCAGCAUCCUGGAGGCCGGAGUCACUGACGGGAGCCAGAUCAACCAGAUCCCCUCCAAGUACAGCCAGGCGGAGUCCACCAAGUUCCUCAUCCUCACCGUGGUGUCCAUCCUGUGCAUCGUGGCCGUGCUGCUGGCCUCCACCGUGGUCUACUGCCUCCGCCACCGCUCGCACCACAAGCUCAAGGAGAAGCUCACCAACCUGGGAACAGAUACCGGCAGCGAUGCUACCGCCACCUAUCAGGAGCUGUGUCGGCAGCGCAUGGCGGUCAAACCUCCCGCCGAGCGCCCGGAGCCGAUCUCCUCCAGGAUCAACAGCGUGUCCUCCCAGUUCAGCGAUGGAGGUCAGGCGCUCAGUCCCUCCGCGAGGAGCAGCGUCUCCUCCUGGUGCGAGGAGCCCGUCCACUCCAACCUGGACAUCUCCACCGGUCACAUGAUACUGUCCUACAUGGAGGAUCACCUGAAGAACAAGGACCGCCUGGAGAAGGAGUGGGAGGCGCUGUGUGCUUACCAGGCCGAGCCCAACGCCUGCACCGCCGGCCUGAAGGACGGCAACGCCAAGAAGAACCGCUCCGCCGCCGUCGUGGCAUAUGAUCACUCCAGAAUCACCUUGAAGGUGGAGAACAGCCAAGGAAACUCCGAUUACAUCAAUGCCAGCCCCAUCAUGGAUCACGACCCCAGGAACCCGGCUUACAUCGCCACUCAAGGCCCCCUGCCCUCCACUGUGGCCGACUUCUGGCAGAUGGUCUGGGAGAACGGCUGCGUGGUCAUCGUGAUGCUGACGCCUCUGGUGGAGAGCGGAGUGAAGCAGUGCUACCACUACUGGCCCGACGAGGGAUCCAACCUGUACCACAUCUACGAGGUCAACCUCGUGUCCGAACACAUCUGGUGCGACGACUUCCUGGUGCGGAGCUUCUACCUGAAGAACAUGCAGACCAACGAGACGCGGACCGUCACCCAGUUCCACUUCCUGACCUGGCUCAACCAGAACGUGCCGGAGACCAGCCGCACGCUGCUCGACUUCCGCAGGAAAGUUAACAAGUGCUACCGGGGACGCUCGUGUCCUAUCAUCGUCCACUGCAGUGAUGGAGCAGGACGGUCUGGGACCUACACCCUGAUCGACAUGGUCCUCAACAAGAUGGCUAAAGGUGCCAAGGAGAUUGAUAUCGCAGCGACUCUGGAGCACCUGCGGGACCAGAGGCCAGGCAUGGUUCAGACCAAGGACCAGUUUGAGUUUGCUCUGACGGCCGUGGCAGAGGAGGUGAACGCCAUUCUGAAAGCUCUUCCACAGUAGGAAGGAGCACCUCCUUCUGACGUCCCCCCCCUCCCCGUACUCCUCUUCUCCUCCCCCUGUCCUACCUGGAGGACGGUCCCUGUUAUUCCUUUUUGUGUCCUCCUCCGAUUCUUUCCAUCCCCUUGUCUCCUCUGAUAUUUGUCAUUUCAGUCUCACUGUUCCUCCCCCUUUUCUCCUCCAUUCGUCCCUCCUCUCCUGUCGUCUCCUCCUCUCCUUCCCUCUUGACGUUUCACUGCAUUUAAACACAUUUUGAUGAAACAAUGAUGUUCCUCUAUGUUCUUUUAAGAGUAUAUUCAUAUAGUUUCUGAUUAUUAGAUGAGUGUACGAUGUUGAUCCUCAUUCGUGUUUUGGUGCCAAUGAUUUAUUUCUAAAUCAGUUUUCAUUCAAUAUGCUGGAGUGUCACAGUGUCCCCCCCCCCACCCACAAAACAAAACACAAGUGGCUUUAUUUUUUCGUAAAGUUAAGUGGUGAAACAUUAUAAUGCAUCCCUUUUAUUUUGAAAAAUACAAUACGAUGCUCAGAUUGGAAACAAGGUGAAAAUAGCAUGGAAAUGAUUAUUAUUGUUUUGUGUUGUGUAAUCCUUAUCAUCCAAGUAGUAGCAAUAUUGUUGUUUCUUCAACGCGAGUUGUCACCGAUAUUGUGGCUUGUCAGUGAAGUUACACUAAUGUCUGCCUUAAUAAAAACACAAUAGACAAACUGGUAAAUGUGUUUAUAGCAACUGGGAAACGAGGCUUGUGGGUGUUCCCGACUUGUACUCACGAUAAAAGGGGAUAGUUUUGCCUCGAUGUAGCAUUAACGGAUGACGUGUACGUACAUUGUAGCUGAAACUUUAUUGCAUUGAAAACUAGUUUGCGGUUUUUCCUAUUUCCGAAGUUUAUUGGACGCUGAUGCCGACGUGUUGAAAGCUAGCAUCAGACUCGCCGUGAGCCAAGAUGGACGACGUGUCUCUGCUUCCUCGAGGAAGACAACCGAAGCAAACUAUAUAUUUGAUGUAUACUUAAAUAUUUACGGGUUUGGCCGAUGUCCCAUCAGCAAACAUGGAGGAGGCAGCGUUUAGAGGCACUAGUGGGCGAUCAAGGCGCUUUGUCUUCACUUCUGUGAAGCUGUCACGUCGUCCAUCUUUACACGCAAUCUCCAAUAACUGUGAGUAAAGAUGGACGACAGAGGAAUAAGAGUAAAAGCAGAUUAAGAUAUUUUGGCUUCGUGAGGAAGAAGUGGAGACGUGUCAUCCAUCUUUAUUUACAGUCCAUGGUUCUAUAGAUGACUUUGGGAAACCUUUAUUCAUCGACUGUUGGUAAAUGAACAGUUUUGAAUAUUUUAGCCGGGAAAUUCUAGUUUUCUUCAUUCAAUCUUAUUCGUAUCACCAAUAAUAUGACGUAGACACAUUCUGCUACCAGUGCAUGGCUGUGGAAUCAGCAAACCAGUACCCAGUGUUUUCCUGUGGCCUCGACUUUCCCAGCGAGGGGAUUAUCUUUGAGACUGCGUUCUGCACAAGAAGCUCCACGGACCUUAAAAAGUGCAAAAGCCAAGGAUUAUUAUGGUCUGUACCGUGUGCAGCUCGUGGGUUAAACUGAGCGUAGAGGUGCUGCAGUGUGGUCGUGAUGCAACGCUGCAGCAAGCCGGUGGCACGCUGUCGGAAUCGACUCCAUUUUCCAUCAGGAAAUUGAAACACGCUGCGAGAAACACUCCCGUUCAAAACUCCUUUGAUGUGGAAAAAGAACAUUUCUUUUUUCUGCCUGUUUGAAGAAACCGUCUCGUAUGUUGUGAAAAUGUGGAAAUAAGGGAAAACGGCGUUGAAGGAAAUGAGAUGAUCACAUCCCGCUGGUCGUUUCAUUCGUGUGAGUCAAACACUGAACUUGUUAUAAUGGGGCUUUUUCUUUAUUCUUGUUUUUUGCAGUGAUGUUGUAUCAUUAGCCCGGUUACCCCCCCCC